UUUUUAGUUUUUCUGCUUUAAACAAUUACGUAAAAUAAUUAACUUAUUCAACAUGUAUAAAGUAGCGAGUAUUUAUUAGAAGUUUUUUCAUCCUUCUCUUCUUCGGGUAAGAUCGUCUUUUCAGAUUAAUUUUUGUUUUCAAAAUACAGGUAUCCGCCAAGAAAUCAAGCCCAUCACUUUCAGAGGCGUGAUCUAGAAUUUGAAGUCAUUCCAAUUAUGCAGCCAGUUCAACCGUACCAACAAAUCGUUCCCACUCAGUUCGUGCACCAAGAUCAGGUGCACAUUCCGCCUGCUCAAACGAACCCGUUCAACAUCUGCCCUACUCAUUUCUGUACACCACCACAACACGCUCAUGUUCAUCAAGUACAACAACACCACCAUCAAUGGCCUUCCUCUACUGCCAUCGACACUCCCCAUUUCCAGCAAUUUCAUAGGGUACCCAUUCCAAACCGUCACGUGAUGCAACCACCCCCUCCUAUUCCUCAUUUCGCUCCCAUAAGGAAUAGGAGAGAGGAGGAGAAUCAACAACAAGCUCCUCCGCCACCACCACCACCGCCUCCACAAUACCCCCAAACUUUCUUCCACCCUCAAUACUUUGUCCAACAUGUACCAAUACGACGUAGGGCUACUUUUACUCCCGGUGCACCAGCUUAUCAUACCUAUCUAUUAAAUUUAAUUGGCACGCUAAUCGCUGGAAAUUCUGGUUACUCUUCCAAUGAUUACUUGGAAGACAGGGAGAAUUUGGAUAACUAUGAAGCCCUCUUGUCAUUAGCCGAGAGGCUUGGUGAAGCAAAGCCGAGAGGCCUACAAAAGUCUGAUAUUGAUCGUAUAACAACUUGCAAAUUCGAAGAAUGUGUUGAUGAGAAGGAUCAAUGUAGUUGUGUGGUGUGCAUGUCUGACUUCGAACGUGGCCAAAUUCUUCGUGUUCUUCCAUGUCGGCAUAGAUUUCACAUGAAGUGUGUGGAUAAAUGGUUGAAAGUAUGUAUUAUACGAUUCAACUUCAUGAUUUAUUUUUAACUUUUUUCCAGCUUAAUCGGACCUGUCCUAUAUGCCGAGCCGAUUCAUCCGAAGGUCUGAAUCAAUGUUAGAAUCUAGCGUUCCCUGGUGCUUUUUUUCGUUCACCUCUGUCUUGUGAUAAUUCUAAAUUUGGGUUGGAAAACAACUUUUACGGUGUGUUUUGAACUGCAUUUUUAUGCAAAAAUGAUGUUCAAUGUUAGAAAUAUUGACACGAUUUAUUAACUUUUAGUAUAAAGCUUUAUCUUUUCAGUCUAUUUUUUGUAAAAAUGUUGUGUGUUAUUGCUUUCAGCUUUAUCAAAUAAUUUUCCAGAUUGUAAACCUGCUAUAUAGAUGGUAAAUUGUGGGAGAAUUUAAGGAAUUUUUUUUGAAUUAUUCUGUUGACGAUUUGGUAAAAUAAAAUCAUAACUAUUGGAGUCAUCCGC
Messenger RNA from Dimorphilus gyrociliatus, 1439 nucleotides. NCBI's taxonomy places the organism in Eukaryota, Metazoa, Annelida, Polychaeta, Dinophilidae. The record is from the annotation of a GenBank genome assembly.